UCCAAAGACAUCUUUUGGCCAUUAAAUAGCUUCCAAAUUGUCGAUUCUUUAGCACAUAAACAGAUCCUCCAAUUAGAUGGAGCAGGAUCGAUCCUCUCAAUCCCGUCCUCCUCAUGUCCUCGUCUUCCCCCUCCCAUUACAAGGCCAUAUAAACUCCAUGAUUAAGCUAGCUGAACUGCUAGCUAUCGCCGGCUUCAAGCUCACUUUCCUCAACUCCCACCACAACCAUGAACGCUUGGUCAAGUUCAACAAUAUUGCUGCCCAUUUUGAAAGAUACCCAGGGUUCCAAUUCAAGACCAUAACCGAUGGCCUUCCUCUUAAUCAUCCUAGGUCAGGGAGCUGGUUCCUUGAUAUGUUUGAAGAUACCAUGGAACUUAAGAUGAAGGAAAGUUUGAGAGAGGUACUUGUGAAUAGUAGCCCACCAGUAGAUUGCAUAAUUGGAGAUGGGUUUUUAGGCUUUGCUCUUGAUGUUGCAAAGGAGCUUGGAAUCCCCAUUAUUUUUUUUCGUACCAGCAGUCCUUGUUGUUUCUGGGUUUAUCAUUCUAUCCCUGAUAUAAUCCAAGCUGGGGAGCUUCCUAUCAAUGGAAGUGAAGACAUGGACCGGUUAAUAACGACAGUGCCAGGCAUGGAAACUUAUCUUCGAUGUCGAGAUCUUCCUACUUUUUGUCGAAAACUGGACAUUGAAGAUUCAAGUAUGAAGCUAGUUGUAAAACAGACUCGAAAGAGCCUUCAAGCCGAUGCCUUGAUACUCAACAGCGCCGAAGAGCUCGAUGGGCCUAUACUAUCUCAAAUACGCACCAAAUGCCCUCGUGUCUAUGCCGUUGGACCCUUACAUGCUCAAUUAAACACUAGACUCAAUGCAAAACAUGGAGAAUCAUAUGAUCACUUCUCGAAUACACUUUGGGAAGUGGAUAAAAGCUGCAUCUUUUGGCUCAAUAAGCAACCGAAUCGAUCUGUUAUCUAUGUAAGUUUUGGUAGCAUUACGAGCACGUCAAGGGAGCAACUUGUAGAGCUUUGGUAUGGACUUCUUAACAGUAAAACGAAGUUCUUGCUUGUUGUAAGGCCGAAUUCCGUCAUUGGAAAAGAUGGUGAAGGGGAGGAUGUUGUAAUGGAGCUUAUGGAGAAGAGUAAGGAUCGAGGUUACAUUGUAAAUUGGGCACCACAAGAGGCAGUCUUGAACCACCCGGCCAUUGGCGGGUUCUUUACGCAUAAUGGAUGGAACUCGACUUUAGAGAGCAUUGUCGCAGGGGUGCCUAUGAUUUGCUGGCCUCAGUUUGCUGACCAACACGUGAAUAGUAGGGUUGUGAGUGAGGUGUGGAAAAUAGGGUUGGAUAUGAAGGAUGUAUGUGAUAGAAAGAUAGUGGAGAAAAUGGUAAAUGAUGUGAUGGUGGAUCGAAAGGAGGAGUUUGCAAAAUCCGCAUCUGAAAUGGCUAAGGUAACCAAUCAAUGUGUUAAUGUUGGUGGGUCUUCUUAUAGUAAUUUGGACAGUUUAAUUGAAGAUAUUAGAAUAAUGAGCUUGAAAACUCACAAAAAAUGAUAGCUUCUUAAUAACUCCCCUUCGAUAGUAGCAACAAUACAUCCCCCAGUAAACAGAAAAGAAUUGGAGAUGACUUUUUAUUUUUAUUUUUUUCUUAAAAAGUGGAUGCAUUAUAAGAUGGAUUUUUUUUUUCUACACUAUGAAGCGGUUAUAAUAAUUAUUUUUCUUGUUCCGCCCUACCCAUUAUAUAAAAUUACCAUUUUACCCUAUAUAUUUGUUGAUACAAUGUACAACAAAAGAGGAAGAUAAGGAGGAGAUCAAGAUGGUAUAAUGAAGGUCGAUUCAUCUAAAGAUUUCAAGAGCCGAAACAAGAACAAGAAGAUAGGCUGACCAAGAAGACAAUUGCUCAGAGUAACUCUAGGGUGCUAAAAGAAUAAUCUUUUUACAUCAUUCCUUGGAAUAUUUCCUCUUGUUCACUGGUAUGACAUGGCCAGAUAAACAUUCAAUCCCGCUAAAUGUGUAAAGGGUAUUUAUAGGCAUAUGUCAUGAGACCUUAUCAGUAUGAGAUUAUUGUCCUAAAUGGACUCCUUAUCAUAUAAAAAGUGUGUUCAUGCUAUGUUAAUACUUAAAA
Gossypium arboreum is the source of this 2108-nucleotide messenger RNA. RefSeq names its product 7-deoxyloganetic acid glucosyl transferase-like. The record is from RefSeq and is a predicted model, not a curated record. The transcript is spliced from 2 exons. Bases 77 to 1537 code for a protein of 486 amino acids. Gene Ontology annotation, molecular function: UDP-glycosyltransferase activity. NCBI's taxonomy places the organism in Eukaryota, Viridiplantae, Streptophyta, Magnoliopsida, Malvales, Malvaceae.